GUGACGGUUAUGUUGUGACAAUUUAACGAACAACUGCCGAUAGUGCUGUGAUAGUGCGAUUCUUGGAUAGUGCCCAUUCAAAGCAAUUGAUACCGGGUUCCACUGUAGCUGUAGCAGCCUCUGGUGGCAAAGACUCUACUGUGUUAGCCUAUGUUCUCAAGUUAUUAAAUGAAAAAUACAAGUACGAUUUGAAACUGGUGCUACUUUCAAUUGAUGAAGGCAUUACUGGUUAUAGAGACGAUAGUUUGGAUACAGUUAAGCAGAAUAGGGACGAUUACGAAAUGCCCUUGACUAUUAUGUCGUAUAAAGAUUUGUAUGGAUGGACUAUGGAUGAAAUUGUGGCAGAAAUAGGAAGAAAAAAUAACUGCACGUUUUGUGGUGUUUUUAGGAGGCAAGCACUUGAUAGGGGUGCUAAUCUAUUGAAAGUAGAUUAUUUGGCUACUGGACAUAAUGCAGAUGAUAUAGCUGAAACUGUUUUAAUGAACAUUCUUCGUGGUGAUUUGGCUAGAUUAAAUAGGUGUACCUCAAUAAUAACUGAUAGUGGCGAUGGAAUUCCUAGAGUUAAACCAUUAAAAUACACAUUCGAAAAGGAAAUAGUAAUGUAUGCCUACUUUAGAAAGCUCGUCUACUUUUCAACAGAAUGUGUCUUUGCUCCAAACGCCUAUAGAGGCCAUGCCAGGGUGCUGUUGAAGAAUCUUGAAAAAAUUGAUCCAGCAAUUAUAAUGAAUAUAAUUCAUUCAGGUGAAAGUUUGAAAGUUAAUGAAACUGCCAAAAUUCCCUGCUUAACCAGAUGUACUCGGUGCAACUAUGUUUCUUCACAGGAAAUUUGCAAGGCUUGCAUUCUAUUGGAAGGUUUAAACAAAGGGUUACCAAGAUUGGGAGUUGGCAAAUCUAGUAGGGUGAAAAGGUUAUUGAAAGAAAAUGAAGACAAAAAUAAAAGUUGCCAUCAAGAGACAGGGUGUUGCAAGAUUGAUAAUGACACAAAGAUAGAAUGUGCUUGUAAAAAGAGUAUCGCAUUAACCUAAUAGGUAUUCUAUUCUAUAUUAAAAUUUGCUUACAUUUUAUAUUCUUCUAGGCCUUUAUUUUGGGUUUACUAAAUUUAAUUAAAUAAACAAAACAUUGUUAUAAUUUAUUGAGUAAUAAAGAAAAGUAAAUUGUUAUGUUAU
Messenger RNA from Ceutorhynchus assimilis (cabbage seed weevil), 1166 nucleotides. The record is from the annotation of a GenBank genome assembly. NCBI's taxonomy places the organism in Eukaryota, Metazoa, Arthropoda, Insecta, Coleoptera, Curculionidae.